AUGCUGGCCUUCAAGACUCUUCUCGGCCUGGCUACUGUUCAGGCUGUCUCUGCCCAUUUCGGUCUCGUCUUCCCUCCUUGGCGAGCGGACACCCUCAGUGAGGCGAACGAGGAGCGCUACAACCAGUGGGAGCAACCUUGCGCUGGUGUUGACUUCAACAAGAAGAACCUCACCGACUGGCCCCUCGACGGUGGCGCUCUCACCCUUGAUCUUCACCACGAGUGGACCUACAUCUUUGUCAACCUUGGUCUCGGCGAGAACUCCACCAACUUCAACAUCUCCCUCACCCCCGAGUUCCUCAACGCUACCAACCCAGGUACUCUCUUCAUCGACAAGCUUGAGCUUCCCUCAGACGUCAAGCCCAAGGACGGAGAUAUCGCUAGUAUCCAGGUUGUCACUGUUGGUGACACUGGCAAUGCCCUGUACAACUGUGCGGACAUCCGCUUCAAGGAGAAUGCCAAAGGACCUAGCAACAAAACCGGAGAUGUGGACUACGUCAAGAUCAAGCAGCAGAAUGGCAAUGGAACUGAGGAAGAGAGUUCUUCCAACUCCACAUCUUCUGGAGACAGCAAGGACAACGCUGCGGGCACCAUGGGCGUAAAUACGAUAGUUAUGACUUCUGUCGUGGGUCUUGCUGCCGCUUUUGUGAUGGGUUUGGGCCUAUAG
Messenger RNA from Fusarium redolens, 666 nucleotides. RefSeq lists its product as uncharacterized. The coding region runs from base 1 to 666 and encodes 221 amino acids. The transcript has 2 exons. NCBI's taxonomy places the organism in Eukaryota, Fungi, Ascomycota, Sordariomycetes, Hypocreales, Nectriaceae. The record is from RefSeq and is a predicted model, not a curated record.